CCUGCGCAUUGUGAUGAACGACGCUCUUUUUUUAGCUUCCCAACAAAACUCGAAUUCUCAGAGGCAAUUCUGCGUACGAAACGAUUGCGAGGAGAAGAAAAGGGGGGAACGGAAAACCAGACCAAGAAGAAAGAAGAGAGCAAUGGCGAAAGCAGAGCGUGCAACGGUCUGAAGCAAAAGGCAGGAGCGGAGUCGAGCAAUCAUUUUGACUUCUCACUCACGGGAAACGGCCCCCCCCUCUUCUUCUUCUUCUUCUUCUCCAUCGUCUCUGCCUUUAAUUUCUGUUCUCCUUUUUGGGGAAUUUGUUGGGUUUUUUGAAGUUUUAAAUAAUAGAGAGCUACUGCUGCGACGGACCAAAAAGGGGGAAUCUGAGCUGCCGGAUGACUCUAUUUUCCCUUCCCUUUUGAGCUCUUUACCUCCUUUUCAAAGCCAUGGCUGAUGACGAUCUCUGCUACUGCUUCACCAAGGAUUCUUUCCUUGGUAAAGCACCUAAGAAGUCUCCAUUGCUCUUGAGAAUGGUUGUUGUGGUGCUUCUAAUGGCCUGCAGUCUGUACAUAUCAUCAGUCUGUCUCAAGCAAGUUGGCAUUGUCAGUGUCAACAGCCCGGGGAUCUUCAAGGUUGUCGAAAGGCAGUGCCCAGUGCCUAAUAUUGAGCCGUGGGAGAUACCAUAUGUUCAUUACCCGAAACCCACGAUGUAUAGUAGGGCAGAAUGCGAGUGCAAUCCUGUUCGGUAUUUUGCAAUUUUGUCGAUGCAGAGGUCUGGAAGUGGAUGGUUUGAGACAUUGUUGAACAACCAUACCAAUGUAAGCUCAAAUGGGGAGAUUUUCUCUGUUAAAAUACGGAGGAGAAACGUUUCGACCAUUGUUGAGACUUUGGACAGAGUCUAUAACUUAGACUGGUUGAGUAGUGCCUCCAAGAAUGAGUGCACGGCUGCGGUGGGAUUCAAGUGGAUGCUUAAUCAGGGUGUGAUGCAACAUCCUGAUGAAGUUGUGGAGUACUUCAGAACUCGUGGGGUUUCAGCUAUCUUCCUCUUCCGGAGAAAUCUCUUGCGUCGAAUGAUUUCCGUACUAGCUAAUGAGUAUGAUCGAGGGGCGAAGCUGUUGAAUGGGACCCACAAGUCUCACGUCCAUUCACCUCAUGAGGUACUCCACUCCUGCCUUGCUGACUACCGUCUUCUCCAUUUCCUCCAUACUUGCUUUGACAUUAGCUCUUUUCAGGCAGAGAUACUAGCUAGGUACAAGCCCUUAAUCAACACAACUCUGCUGAUUCACAACCUGAAGCAAGUAGAGAAUACAACUGCACAAGCCUUGGAGUACUUCAAAAGCACCAGACACAUGAUUCUUUACUACGAGGACAUAGCGAAGAAUCGCACUGUAAGCAUCUAAACAUUUCAUCACACGUGACACACCGAAACUGUGCAUGAUUCAGGGUAGAAUGAAAUCACUUCUGUUUAUCCUUUUGUUUUGCAGAAACUGUAUGAAGUCCUAGACUUUCUGAAGGUUCCACAGAGAGAGCUGAAGAGUCGUCAAGUAAAGAUUCAUAAAGGAUCCUUAUCGAAUCAUGUUGAGAACUGGGAAGAAGUCCAAGCGGCACUACAAGGAACACAAUAUAAAGCCUUCCUCGAUAUAGAUUACUGAUACCUGUAUUGUACAUAGGAGAUCUUUCUUUCUUUCGUUUUCCCCCCACUUUUCAAUUUUCCUCACCCUUUUAUUGCAUGCUAGGUGCGGAGGAGGCCUUUACAGGACUAGCCUUUCCUGUUAAGAGAAUUUUUUUGUGGCUUUUCAGUUAUGGCUUUUCGUUGUAUGUUCGGAGUAAGUUAACAUUCGAUUCAUUCUUUACAGAAAAAGCUCAUUGUACCAGAGAUGAUCAAAAGUAAGGAAUACGAGGCACUAGCAGCUUUAAACUAUGCACUGCUCCUCCUUCCUUUGUUUCAUGUCAAUGUUUGAAACAUCUUUCAAUGUUAACAGUUGGCCACUG
Messenger RNA from Linum tenue, 1977 nucleotides. The record is from the annotation of a GenBank genome assembly. NCBI's taxonomy places the organism in Eukaryota, Viridiplantae, Streptophyta, Magnoliopsida, Malpighiales, Linaceae.